AUCCGUUUCUGGGUAAUAUAGAGUUGCAUGUUGAUUAUCAGAACGUUGCUUUCCACAAGAACUUCUUAGAACGUCUUGUCCUUCAUAGCCCACUGAUCAGCUUCGCUAAGUGGAGUGGUUGUGUUCGUUUUUACUAGUUCAGGGUACAAGGUUUUUAGAGUGUUUGCACAGUCUUUGUCUUGUUGGGUUCGUUUGUCAAGCACUUGUAGGUUCGAAGCAGCUAACGGAAAUGAAUUCUGAGGGUUUGCAGAAGAGGUCACGGGACACAGCCGAUAUUGUGCACGAUGUCGACCCCACACAGCAGAAGUAUGUCGCCAAGGCAUACCGUAAAUCCGCCGAGGUUGUGAAAAAGCCCGGAAUGCCAUCGUUGAUAGUGAGCUGCGCAAUCCCGCUUGUGGCAGGACUGGUGGUGUCCUCGAUUACUGGCCCCGACCAGUGGUACAAGGAUUUGAACAAGCCGGCGUGGACUCCCCCUGGUCCCAUCUUUGGCUUGAUCUGGACCUUCAUCUACCCCCUCAUGGGCCUGGCCUCGUGGCUAGUGUGGGCCGACGGCGGAUUCCAGCGAAAUGCCUUCCCUCUCGGCGCCUACUUCGUGCAGCUGGGAUUGAACCUCAUGUGGUCGGUGCUCUUCUUCAGGUUCCACAACAUCACUCUCGCAUUCGUCGACAUUCUGGCGCUCGCCGCCGGCGUCUUCACAUGCAUCGGUGCUUUCCAGCCCGUCAACCACGUCGCUGCCAACCUGAUGAAGAUCUACUUCGCUUGGGUGUUGUUCGCUUCCUUCUUAACAUUCUCCAUCCUGGUGAAGAACAUCCAUGGAGUGCCUCACCAUGAGUAGGUCAUGGAUUUGGGAAACGGUUACGAAGCUCAAUUUUACGGCCGAUUUGUAGUUUUCUUUGUACAUUAGUCUUUCGAAGGAAGACAGCGUGCAUUGGGUUUGAAUUGGUGACUGUUCGUGGCUGCCCUUCCGUAAAAAAGUGUAGGAGAAAUUCACACCAAAGAGGCUCUGGUACGUGGAUACAGUGGAGGAAUUUCUUCUCUUGGUUUGGGUGAACCGUUUCUAAUCACUCACAUUUGUAAAGUGUUUCCAAAAUUCGGUCUCAAAUCGGCGUCUCUUUCAUUAUGA
Molecule: messenger RNA, 1123 nt
Organism: Physcomitrium patens
Lineage: Eukaryota; Viridiplantae; Streptophyta; Bryopsida; Funariales; Funariaceae
Cellular component (GO): membrane
Source: RefSeq, a predicted model, not a curated record